This is a messenger RNA of Coccomyxa subellipsoidea C-169, 1752 nucleotides long. Its product is annotated as CIA30-domain-containing protein. The coding region runs from base 1 to 1752 and encodes 583 amino acids. The transcript has 13 exons. Lineage: Eukaryota; Viridiplantae; Chlorophyta; Trebouxiophyceae; Coccomyxaceae. The record is from RefSeq and is a predicted model, not a curated record.
AUGCAGGCGCCAAGAGAGAAUGCAGUGCUUGUCUUUGGCUCCACUGGCAAGCUGGGCCGCCAGAUUGUGACACAGUUACUGGAGGAGGGACGGACAGUGGUGGCAGCUGCGCGGGAUGCACAGAAAGCGGACACAGUUUUUGAGGAGCUCGGUCUGCGCGUGGGCUACCAGGCCGACAAGUCCAAGGGAAUACUGGCGCUUGAGGGUGACGUGGACAUCACUAACCCAGAGAGCCUGAACAGGCCGGAGCUGUGGGCGGGCGUGUCUCAGGUGGCGUGCGCUGUUGGGCCGAUUUUUGGCCGCCUGCCUGACGGAAAGAUGGGGUAUCUGGAUGACAUGACAUCGGAGAGGGUGGAUGCCCAAGGGGUGGCCAACAUUGCGAGUGCGCUGCAGAGUGUCUUCAAGGACAAGGCGAAAUCGAGGGAGACGGCUACUGUGCUUCCGAUGACGAGCGAGGCUGACCUGGUGAAGUGGCAGCGGCUGGAUGAUGUCAUCAUGGGCGGUCAGUCAUCCAGCGCGCUUACUUUGGCGGCAGACGGCUCCGGCGCUGUCUUUAGUGGUGACCUCAUCAUUGAGGGCGGCGGCUUCUGCGGCGCGCGUACUAAGGCGCUGGACCUGAACUUGGGGGAGUUUGAUGGAGUGGCGCUGGAGGUGGAGGGAGAUGGGCAGACCUUCAAGCUCAACCUAAAGACCGCAGAUCAGGAGGACCUGCCUGAGUGCACCUUCCAGGCCACUUUUGACACACUGCCAGGCCGCAGUACAACGGUGUACAUCCCCUGGAGGGAGUUUGUGGCUGUGAAGCGAGCGCGCGUGGACCCUGCCGCGCCAAAACUGGAUCCCUCCUCAGUCCGCCAGCUGGGACUGGUUCUCAGCAGAUUCGAGUUCAACGGCCUCGCGAACCCCAACUAUUGGGCCGGGAAAUUCUCCUUGAAGAUCAAGGGGGGGAUCCAGGGUUUCAGGGAGCCGCGCCCGGCGAUAGUGUUUGUGACAUCGGCGGGAGUGGAAAGGAAUGCAAAGAUCGGCGACGAUGAGACUGCGCGCAAAGCCGACAUCCCAAUUGUGCAGCUCAACCCCGGUGGCGUGCUGAACCACAAGUAUGCCGGCGAGUGGGCCGUCCGCAGCGCAGGCAUCCCCUACGCCGUAGUGCGUUCCACAGGUCUCACGUCCGAGGACGAGGACACAGAUUUCGUGCUGGAGGCGUCCCAGGGCGACCGCAUCUCCGGCAAGAUCAGCCGCAAGGAGGUCGCGCGAGUCGCCGUGGCCGCGCUUGGGACUGCCGCCUCGGUCGGCAAGACGGUGGAGAUCCGCAGGAGCGAGGCGGCCGGGGACAGGGGCAAGGCGUCCAGUCAGCCGGACCUGGAACGCCUCUUCCUGACCGCCGUGCAGGACCGGCACCGCCCGCGCAUCAACCUCGCUCCCCUGCCGGCGCCGGUCCCCCCGCCCAAACCCCCUACACCGGAGCGGACAGCGGAGAUUCUGUCGGACGAGCGAGUGCAGGCGGCGCAGGCGGCCGGCCGCGGCGGCCGCGUGCGCAGCGAGGAGGAAACUUCCGCGGCAACUUCCGUCACCGUCGUCGGGGACAAUCGCGCACAAGUCUCCGCCCCGGGCCAGAACGGCGCCCAGCCGCAGGGAGAUGGGGACGAGGCUGUGCCGCAGAAUGUCAAAGAGGCCAGAGACUGGAUCAGGUCAUGGAGGGCGAGUAAUUUGGAGAGGAAGCUGCCACAGGAAGAGAAGGCGGGAGUGAAUUCUUGA